Molecule: messenger RNA, 1264 nt
Organism: Daucus carota subsp. sativus
Lineage: Eukaryota; Viridiplantae; Streptophyta; Magnoliopsida; Apiales; Apiaceae
Product: DNA replication complex GINS protein PSF3
Exons: 8
Coding region: 137-697 (186 amino acids)
Biological process (GO): mitotic DNA replication initiation
Cellular component (GO): GINS complex
Source: RefSeq, a predicted model, not a curated record
GAGAAAACAAUUCAAAUUUUUGACUGUAUCCAAAGACAGAGCUAGCUUAUACACACACAAUUAGGGCUUAUAAAUCUUCCCCUCUCUCAGCUUUGCCAACAGGGGUAGACUAUAAGAGGACGCAAGUUAUUGGAGGAUGACUAACUAUUUUGACAUUGAUGAUAUUUUAGCCGAAGAUGAGCUUGUACCAGCUACUUUCCGAGAAGCUACUAAUGGAGUUGGGCUCUUUGAUUCUACCGAUGACACGAACAAGGUAGAACCGGGUUCUAAAGUUGAGCUACCGUUCUGGCUUGCUCAAGAACUGCACUUGAGACAAGCAGUAACAGUGAAUGUCCCUCCUUGUUUCAAUAAACGAACACGUGAGGAAAUUGAUGCUGAUGCUGCACAUGUGGAUCUUAGGAAUCGGUGUCCAUUUUUCUAUGAAUUAGGCUACAAGAUAGCACCUCUGGUUGGUGAUAAAACUAUAGGACGUGUUCUUUUGAUUGCAUUUAGAACCAGGUACAAGGAAGUACUGAUCAAAGCUCAUACUGCAGCAUUCGAAGCAACAGCAAAAUUCUUGAGCCUUUUAACAGAAGAAGAAGUUAAAUUAUACAAGGCAGCUCAGUCCUCUGCCAUUGCAUUUAAGAAGUGGCGAAAGGGUGGCCCCAGAUUUCAGAAAGCUUCUGUUCUUGGGAGAAAAAGGAAGCCAAUUCAAUAGUCUUGCAGCCUACAAAUCAUGACUUAUGAUAUGUAUGAAGAAAAAUCAAAAACUUUAGAUUGGCACAGGGAAAAUGAAAACUUGAAGAUUAUACUCAAUGCCACUGUUUGAAUCCAGUAGUUUGGUAUAGUUGAAUUGGAGUAUAACACAAAUGGUCAUACCAGGUACAACUGCAUUUGUUAAAAAGCGGAAAAGUUACAAAUGCAGGAUGCAUAUAAUACAGGAGUCCGGUUCGUUAGCAAGUGAUUGAUGCAACCAUCUAUUGACAGAUUUUUUAUCGUUGAAACUUGAUAGUCUUCAACGGAAAUUUUGAUGUGAAUGCGGGGAGACACCACCCUGCCCACACUUCUGUUACUGUUUUCACAUUUUAGAGCAGUAAUAAAAUCGUUGUGAAUACGGAGCUCUGAAUGCAGCAGGCAGCUCGGGUCUGACUAGCUCUGGUCUAAAGACGUAAAUAGUUUUGUUGAUACUUGAUCUACUUCAAUCUGUGAUAAUGUAAAAUUGCCGAUUUCAGAUUUGUGAAGAACACUUUCAUAUUUUCAAAUAUAUUUUAAAAUUUUCGGUUUU